Molecule: messenger RNA, 1869 nt
Organism: Zingiber officinale
Lineage: Eukaryota; Viridiplantae; Streptophyta; Magnoliopsida; Zingiberales; Zingiberaceae
Exons: 2
Coding region: 39-1625 (528 amino acids)
Source: RefSeq, a predicted model, not a curated record
CUCAAGUCACGCAAUUUGAUUUGCUCGGAAUAGACGAGAUGGCGAAGAGACCUCCGACCACCGUGACACGUGAAACCGGCCGGCGACACAGGUAUCACCAAAUCCCCAUCGGAUCUCCUCGAUUCCAGUCGUCAAAGAGUAUCGAGACGACUGGACGACCUACUCCCAGUCGUUCGAACGGCAACAAGAAAACCAAGAAACCUAGCAAUGCAACGCCGUCUUCUGAGGAUAAACUAACUUCGCCUCCCGUCCCGGCACCCCGCUUCCUUCGAAGGUCUUCUAGAUUGGCUUCAGGAGAGGCGAAGAAGAGCGAGAGUGAUCCCGGCUCAAGUGGAGGAUUCACGAAAGAAAUUGCUCCUGAUGGGAGGAAGAUUAGGGGUUGGAGAUCGGUCGAGGCGCCUCAGAAUCUGAGGAGGUCCUCGAGGUUGGCAUCCAUUACGGUCAGGCACGUGAACGCGGGCGGAGUUCUUGGCUUGGUAGAGACGCCUCCGAAGGUGAGGAGGUCAUUGAGGUUGCAAUCCAUUGCGGUUAGGCAUGUGAACGCGGAUGGAGUUCUUGGUUCGCUAGAGACGCCUCAGAAGCUGAGGAGGUCCUCGAGGUUGGCAUCCAGUGCGGUUACGCAUGUGAACACGGGCGGAUUUCUUGGUUUGGUGGGUGAAGGGAAGGCGGAGGAUGUUGCGGAGAGGAAAGGAAGGCGGGACAAGAGAAGGAAAGUUGAACUCUUGGUCGAGGAGAGGAAAGAGGUUGCAGGAGGAGAUGGCCAGGUCUAUCAUGAUCGUGCUUCGAAGGAUUGGACGGAAGAGCAAGAGAGAGCAUUGCAGAGGGCUUACUUGUUGGCGAGGCCUACACCGCAUUUCUGGAAGAAGGUCUCCAAAAUGGUACCAGAAAAGUCUGCACAAGAAUGCUUUGACAGAAUCCAUGCCAAUUUUGCAACUCCGCCUCAACACCAGCCUCGUUCAAGAGCCAAGAAAGCUGAUUUAUCUCCAAUAGUCCAUUUUACAUUCGGAGACAAACCUCUAGAUGACACAAAGUUGAAAUUCAAAAAGGCAAGGAGAAGUAAACGAAGGACUCUUGCCGCCCAAAAGACAGUUAGGCAUUUGCUGAGAAAGCAUCAAUUGGCAGAUCAAACCACAGGUGGUGACUAUUUCUCACAUCUUGAAAACUCUCCAAAUGCAUCUGCCAUUAUAAUGCCUGCAAAUGGAGAUCCUGGAACUCCAGAUUCUUUGUUUACUACAGGUUUUCUGAUGAAGUGCAGUGAGAGGUCUUCCUCAGCUCAUAAGAGGCCUUUGUCCAGGUUCAAAACAAAUGAUGUAGAUCCAAGUCCAGAGGUUCUGAAGCGGAUUAAGAAUGUUGCUUUGCAUGAGAGAUAUAUUGAUCAUCUGCAUUGUAUAGAAGCAAGAAGAAGGAGAACAUACCAUGGUAAAGAAAACCAUGUCGUUAGUUGCAUUAAUAUGAAUGAUACCAGGCCACAAUCUGGAGUUAUAAAAGCUGCGAUGGCUACUUUAAUGACUGAAGCCCAAGCAGUUAUCGGCCAUUUUCAGGACAGGCAGGUGAAUGCAUUGGAUUAUGAUGAUGAUAGUACUUCUGCAGGGAACUGUAGUUUUGAUUUGGAUGACGACACAUGACCAAAUCUUCUUUCACAUUACAAGUUCGGCUGUGAAGAUGAAUUCAUCACUAUUCAACGCUCAACAUCUGGUUGAAGUACAAAUCCUUGGAAAAACAAAAAACUUCUGGGUUUCAGUUCCUAUAGCUUGAAAAUGUGUUUUGUUUUUGCUGGUAGAAGACUAAUGAAUUUGGAUCACCUCUUUUGUCUUUUAGAAAUGGAUUAGAAGGAUUAAGACUUUGAAGUGAAAUAUAGACGUUCUUUCU